Molecule: messenger RNA, 652 nt
Organism: Fundulus heteroclitus (mummichog)
Lineage: Eukaryota; Metazoa; Chordata; Actinopteri; Cyprinodontiformes; Fundulidae
Gene: pclaf
Product: PCNA clamp associated factor
Exons: 4
Coding region: 111-464 (117 amino acids)
Biological process (GO): translesion synthesis; regulation of cell cycle
Cellular component (GO): nucleus
Molecular function (GO): chromatin binding
Source: RefSeq, a predicted model, not a curated record
CGCCCCAUCGGCAGAUGGUUUUAAACGGAGGCGGGAAGCGCUUCGCGUUCUCCUUCACUUGGUGUAAAUUCAUCUGAAACAUCGAGUUACUGAUCAGGUUCGCCGCCAAAAUGGUGAGGACUAAAGCCGACAGUGUCCCUGCAUCCUACAGAAAAGCUGUUGCAGCUUCUGCACCCCGAAAGUCGCUGGGCUCCAGUUCGGCCAACGCGUCCGCGUCGUCCAGCGGCCACGCCUCCACUCCAGCAAAGGGGAAAUACGCCGGUGGGAACCCCGUGUGUCCCCGCCCCACCCCGACCUGGCAGAAAGGCAUCGGGGACUUCUUUGGCGGGCCUCCCAGAAAGAUCGAGAAGGAGAACCAGAAACCCACAGAGUCGGACGAGGAGGAGGCCGGCGGCAGCGGGAUGUCGAAGGCCAGCAGGAAGUCCAGACCUCUGCCUGCUGAAGACGAGGAGGAAGAGGACUGAGCAUGCCCGUUGUCUCGACGCAGGACAGGCUUUUAAUGUACAUCUGUAUAUAAUUACUACUGAAUUCUGUGUAUAGUUCAUUAAACAGUUUUUUUUUUAUUUUUUAUCCUGCAGAGUCAGGAAUGGUUCAAUGAUCUGAGCCUCAUUUUCUGUCCUGUUCUUUUCUAAUAAAGACUCAGAAAACUGAA